GAACUAUAAGAACAUUAUAAAGUGAAAUGCGGAGAAAUAGAAAAUCGGUGUGUAUUUCGUCAGUGAAAGCGAUGUAAAGCUAAGAAAGAGUUGAAACUUUUGAUAAAAAAAAAUCGAAAGGUAGUUUUCCGGACCACAUUUCAUUCGAUGCAAAAAAAAUUGAUUAAAUUCCAAGUGACAAUUUUUCAAUAAAAAAAAAAACGACAAACUAACGUCAUUGAUUCAUAUAUUGCGUGAGUUGAUUUUCGCAAAAGUAUUCAUGUGCAAGGAAGUGCCAUUUCAUUUUCAUAUUAUAAAAAACGGUAAAAGAAUCCGAAAAAUCCGAACAAAAAAUUCAUACAUGUCCUCCGUUGCUAUACCAAGUGAAUGUGCGAGCGGAAGUGACACAUGAAUCAAUACAUUUUCAUACGCAUUGGUAUAGAGUUUUGUCGAAAACAUUUCACCCCUUACAAAAAGACAGAAACACACUAGUCAAACACGAUUGACAGAUUGCUCAUGCAAAAAAUUGAAUAUACGCCAAUACUAAACAAAAAAUUUAUUCCAAGAAAUUUCUGUCUUAAUACCAAUAUGCCAAGUGAAAGAAAAAACGAUUGAGAGUGUCAACGAACAAAAAUCACAAUUGAUAUUGAGUAUACAUUUUUGAAACCGAUUCAAACUUGAUGCGUUCAGCAUAUAAGUGGUACAAAUAGCGUGCUUCCCAGUUCGUAGACUAAACACAGAGAAUCGCAUUGUUUUUGGAUGAAAUAGUUCUGGUUGGAUUAUUGUCACUUUACAUAAAUCGAUAGAGCCAAAACUGAAUGUUGUGUGUUUGUUACUGAAUGUGGUGUGUAUGCUCUUCCCGACUUGUGCAUACAUUUUUCACUUAAUGCCACUCUUCAAUUUCAAGAUAGAAGUGAUUUGUGACUAUAUAAACUGAGCUUCUUUCUUUUGUACAGACGACGGGAAAAAUUUUACGUGGUGGAAAAAGUUUUAUGAAGGGAAAAAGAACAAUAUUUUCUGAUUUUCAUAAAAAUUAUCUUAAAAAUUCAAAUUAUCUUUGUUAAAAAAAUUCUUCACACUAAAUAAAUAAAUACUCGAACGAAAAUAAGUGAAACAUAAUAAACAUUCGAAUCAUUUUGAAAAUGAAUAAAAAUGACUUGCUUGAUGUGACUGAACAAUAAUAAGAAGAACAAAGAAUAAACAGUUCAAAACCAGACAAACGUUAAUGAUGUUUCAUUUUUCGCUGGGGAAAAUUUAAAAACGGAAAAGGACGCGUGAAAUGUUUUCUUUUUAAAUCCGCAUAAGAAAAAACAAGGGAACAGAAGCAAAAAAGGGAUCACGAUAUUGACAUUUAGCUGAAGAAGUUGACUCGUUAUUGGGCAAGAAAGUAGAAGUGUCGUCGUAUUUUGUGCAGAACAUAGGAGCCGAGCAUUUCGAGAUAUCAGAUUUACUAUCUAUAGGCUUUUACAUAUGAGAUCAUCCACGGCUAUGUAAAUUGCAUUGAAAUUGUACUGGCGAGCGAUCACCGUAGAAUUGGAUGAAAUUGAAACAUCUAGCAAAUUCGGAUGGAAAUAUAGAAUAUGAAAGAGUGACAAUAAAUAAUAUUAUUGCACCAGUUCAAUAAAAUACAGAAAAACAUGGAAAAACAUCAAAAUUAUUGCAAGAAAUGCAUACAAAUUCAAACGAUAAAGUAAUAAUAGAAUAAAGAAUAAGUGGUGGUAUUCUAUGCCAAAUUGAAUAUCACAGUAAAACUGUGUGCAAUUAAACUUUUCGAUUUUUAAACAUAUUGAGUGAGAGUUUUGGAAGCGAAAUGGCUGAAAAAGACGCCACAAGAUAUCGCUAUGAACCAUAUCAACCGUUAGCAUCCAAGCAACAAAACAAUAGCGGUAAAUCAUGUGAUCCGCCAACGACAUUGAAAAUUGGCGGUAGUACAACAAAAGGGAAAAAACCGGAUGAAAAUCCAAAUGCAAAUCGGUGCUGUUGCAUGGGCCCAAAAGCCCGAUCCUUCUGGAUUAGUUUAUUAAUGAAUUUAGGUAUAUGUUCACUGCUGUUCGGUUAUACACUGCUCGGUUCGUUUUUAUUUUUGGCCAUCGAAGGUGGUGCAUCGACAAUGCAACAACGUACGCUGGCUUCAACAAAUCGUCAUCGAAUGUCAUCGUCACAAUCUCGAACAACGGCUACUGAAAAUGUAACGUUAUCCGAAGUUGCUGCCGCCGAAGCAUUGGAAGCUCGCCAAAAAACUGUCGAAAAUAUUUGGGAAAUUACUGUGUCAUUGAAUAUUUUAUAUCGUGAAAAUUGGACGAGACUUGCCGCACUCGAAAUAAGCCGAUUUCAGGAUCAAUUAAUCCGAAAAUUAACCGACGAAAUGAAUGCUCAUCAGCAUCAUCAAGAAGGCAGUGGACCAGCAACUGGUGCCGUCAUCGUUCCAUAUUAUCAAAUGCAAGAGCACGAAUGGACUCUGGCCCGCGCAUUUUUAUAUUCACUAACCGUGCUCACCACAAUCGGCUAUGGAGAUUUGGCGCCUCGUACAACGCUUGGCCGUAUCGUAACGAUGGUGUAUGCAAUGCUGGGAAUCCCAUUAACAUUAAUUUAUUUAUCAAGUACGGGCGGUGUUCUAGCACGUGUUGCUCGUGGUGUAUUUUCACGAGCACUAUGCUGUUGCCUGUGCUCAAAUUGUGGAUACUGCUGCUACGAUGAAAAACGAAUGGCAGAAAAAGAGCGUCGUUUGAAGCGGAAGCGUCAACAAGAAGAAAUACGUGCCCAACAAUUGUCACUACAAGAACCGUAUUAUGUACGAUCAAAUGCAUUGCACAAUAAUCUUCAUUCGCCGGAGAAACAAAUUCAAAUUGUAGCCGAUGUGGAAUCGAUAAGCACCAGCGAAUCGAAAGCAUCAAUGCAUGGCUUGAGCAUUCUGGCGCCGAUUCUUCUAUGCUUAAGCAUGAUGAUAAUUUAUGUGCUGUUCGGUGCAUUGGCAUUGAUACGGCUUGAAGAAUGGACAUUUAUCGAUGCAAUUUAUUUUUGUUUUAUGAGUUUAUCGACCGUCGGUUUUGGCGAUAUGCGGCCAGAUAUGCAUAAGGAAUCAACCACAACCACAUGGUUUUGUUCGAUUUACAUCAUGUGCGGCAUGGCAUUAACAGCAAUGUGUUACAAUGUAUUGCAUCAAGAAAUUGCACAUCGUUUACGGACCGUUGUAGAUGCAAAGCACAAAAUUUCACAUAUCUCACAACAAGCCACAGACGAUCCAAAUGAUUUUUUUGCCUCCUGACGGUACGAGAAAAAUACCAAUCUAUAUCACCGUAAUCCCACUGAAGAGACAUUAAUCUCGGGAACACCAACAUCGUUGCUGUUUGCACAAGAGCCAGACAUGAGUCAAUUGAAUGUGCUUAAGGAUUGUAGCAAUCAUGCCUUGGGCCAUGAAUUAGUUCCAAUUGUAACAAUGAACGAACAAAUAAUGCCGGAGGUGUUGGACAACUUACCGCCGCCACCACCCAUACAAAUUCAAAUGAUUUCGGUAUCGCAACAAUCAGCAAUGCAGCAACAGACUGUCCAACCACAACAGACAACCUCACAGGGAGUCAUGGGUUUGACUGGUGUCUACACAUUAACCGAAGAACCGGAACUUGAAGCCGAAGAGAAUACAUCAAUGUAAUCGAAUUUCGUAUUGUAUGGAUAAACAAGAAAAAUAGGUCAAAAUGUGUCAAGUUGACACUAUUUCAACCGCACAAAUGAGAACAAAAAAAAAACACUCACAUUUCUAGAUUCACUUUUGAAACGGGAAUAUUUUGUAACGAGGGUUUAUAAUGUCCCUUGACUAACACACACAAAUUGACAACAAAAAAGAACAAGUAAUCAGAUCAUAUUUCACGUGAAACAAAAAGAGUUUAAUCGAUGUAUAUAAAAAAAAUCGUGCUCGUCAUUGGAAACAAUAAACCAAAAACUGAAUAAAAACACAUAAAACAACAUGUAAAUUAAAAAUUUACCAUAACAUACCAGCUCAUUUUCACCCCAUCGACGGGCCAUCGUUAAAUGUAUGUAUAAUAUUGUUUCACAGAAUGGAACACGUAUUGGGAAUGCAAGCAACAAAAACAACAACUCAUUUAAUUUCGUUCGAGUUUAUAUACUAUACGGUGAAUUUAAUGAAAUCGCUUAUUAGAAUUAUUCUCCAAUAAUAAAUUAAUACAGUUCAUAAAAUGCCGAUCAAAGCCAUGAACGAACCAACUAACGAACGAAAUAAUAAAUUCAUAAAAAAAUGAUCAACUAGUGUGUAUAUGUGUACUGUAUAUGGGUGGCAUAUUGUUCACCGCAUGAUUAAAGAGCGGUUGCUGUGGAGGGGAUAGCAGAAGGUGUUGUUAAUUAUUGUGAGCGACUGAACCCGAAAAAAUUAGUGUUGUUCAUAUAAAAUCAAAUAUAAUAAUAAAAAAUUAGUGCAUUUUGGAAAACAUCCCUUUCGCCCUUCUACUUUAGUUACAAUUUUCAAAAAUUCACGUGCAAAAACAUCAUCAACUACAAUAAUGGUUGGCCGUAAAAAUAUACACUCUUCAAAAUCACAGUGAAUUGAAUGUAAAUAGUCAUUAAUUGGAGAUGUUCUUUUUUUCAAUUCAUUUUUACAUACCGCGUUUUAAGCAAAUUAAGGAUAAAUGUUUUAUGGAUACUAGUAAAUAAUAAUAUUUAAAUAAAUACAAAAUAAUGAAACAAAUAACUAAAUUGAUUUGUUAAAUAACAUUAAAACCUAUUUAAAUUUAGAUGGGGUUUCGGACGCACGAGAAAAUGUUUUUUUAUAUAUCAUUCUCGAUUGAGCCCGUUGAAUGGAAACAGGUUACAGCUGGAACCUGUUCCAAAAGUGUAUUCAACCAACAUAAAUCAACACAUAAAAUGGCUUAGCGACGAAUUUUUGUUUUAUUUUUUUAGUUAUAUUACUGAUAAAAUAAAAAUUUACCAAAUAAAAAACAUGGAAAUCAUUAUAUGGAUCUAGAUGAAUGUAGUAUAAUCAAAUGAAUAAAAAAACACAACCACAACAAAAUAUUACAAAUUAAAUAUUUGCAUUAUUGAAAUUUGUAAACGUUUUUCAUAAUCGUUCAUGUAUAACACACAAAUAUCGAUGAAGUCACACAGCUUCCGAUAUUAUGACCUGAGAACUCUUUACUAAUUUUCAACAGUAACGAAUGUUUUUAAAUAUAGAAUAGUAUACAUAUAUGGUCAAAAAACAGACAUUAGGUUUGAGCUAUGGAUAUAGCGGCUGCUAUUUCAUAGCCGCUAUUCAUAGGCGCUAUUUAAUUCGUGUGCUGUUUGUAACACCGAGUAGGAAUAGCCACAAUAUGCAUAAAUGCAUUAAAACGAGAUAAAUAGUGCCUAUGAACAGCGCCUAUGAAAUAGCAGCCGCUAUAUCCAUAGCUCAAACCUUAUGUCUGUCAAAAAACAAAUUUGAAUUUAUUUUCAUCAAAAAUUCACACAUUAGGCGAUUUUUAUGAACAUUUUACGAAAUGCGAGUUUAAGAAAUUCAAUUCGUUGUUUUGUCCAAUAACUUUGGUAAGUUCAAUUUGGCACAAAAAUACUUUAAUGUAAACAUUGAAAAAACGAUUUUAAUCAACAACUGAAGUGGGUCAUAAUAUGGAAGCUUAUAUGCUUACACAUAAAAAAACUAUAUUGUGAGUUCUUUAAAUAUGGCUCAAUUAUCAGAAAAUAAGAAACAAAUGAAAAAUGAGUUCUAAAUUGCGAUUCAUUAAAAUAUAUGUGGAAUGAUUGAUAAAAACUCAUUACCCGAUACUAAACUACAAAAGAGAAGAAAAUUUUGAAGAUAAAAUGACAUAAAUUGACAUAUCUUUGUUACUUCAAGCAAAAUCUAUUUAUAUUGAAGUUAAGUUUGGUAAUUUCAUUUUGGAAAAAUAAUUUAAUUUUCGUUUAUUCAAUUUUUUCCUCUCACAGCAUGAAGUUAAAAAAGAAAACCGAACAGUUACGGUUAUUACUUUUGACAUUCAAAUUCUCAAAAAAUUAAUUGGACGUCAUUCGAUUUACAUAUAUGAUUACCAAGUAAAAUUGUGAUAUCAAUACUUUGUAGGACAUAAUUGGAUGAAAUGAGAAACACUAUUAUUUGUGUAUGAAAUAUAAUAAAAAUGAUGGCAUUAAUCAAUAAACGGAAUACUAACUAAUUAACUAACAACAACUGCAAAAAAAAAAAAAUACU
Molecule: messenger RNA, 6160 nt
Organism: Contarinia nasturtii (swede midge)
Lineage: Eukaryota; Metazoa; Arthropoda; Insecta; Diptera; Cecidomyiidae
Product: uncoordinated protein 58-like
Exons: 8
Coding region: 1790-3244 (484 amino acids)
Biological process (GO): stabilization of membrane potential; potassium ion transmembrane transport
Cellular component (GO): membrane
Molecular function (GO): potassium ion leak channel activity
Source: RefSeq, a predicted model, not a curated record